AUGUCCGCAUUUCUAAACUGUGAUAGGCAGUUCGUGGAUGUGACGCAGUGCCCAAAGAUUCACCCACGAGAUAUCGACAAGUUUAUCCCAUCGAAUGUCAAGGUAGGAAUGGAGGAAGACGACGCAGAGGGUUGUGAAUUGUUGUGUGGGUACUUUUCGAGUGUCGAUGAUGAAGAUAUCGACGACACGGUGACGUAG
Messenger RNA from Phytophthora nicotianae INRA-310, 198 nucleotides. RefSeq lists its product as hypothetical. The transcript has a single exon. Lineage: Eukaryota; Oomycota; Peronosporomycetes; Peronosporales; Peronosporaceae. The record is from RefSeq and is a predicted model, not a curated record. The coding region runs from base 1 to 198 and encodes 65 amino acids.